This is a messenger RNA of Anopheles bellator, 1897 nucleotides long. RefSeq lists its product as uncharacterized. The record is from RefSeq and is a predicted model, not a curated record. Lineage: Eukaryota; Metazoa; Arthropoda; Insecta; Diptera; Culicidae. The transcript is spliced from 2 exons. The coding region runs from base 51 to 1736 and encodes 561 amino acids.
AAAUCUUAUUUCGUGUGUCUUACAUCUUCCAAAAAGUUGAUAUCAACGUAAUGGACGAUUCAAUCGAACCACUCGAUAAUGAUGCGGAACGUCAAAUGAGUUGGUUCUUGGACGGUACCAUCGUUCGCAAUGUAUUCGAUUCUUCAGGUGGUGAUAUUUGUGUAAGAGAAUUAUGUGAAUGGCACGAAAGUCCCAAGCGAUUACGCGAUGUGCCCCUUUUUGAAGAUUCCGUAGCUGCCGAUGAUAUAGAUACGUCCGAUAUUCUGGCAACCAUCGCUCCGAAUGUGGCGGCCCAGUGUGAUGUUAUAGAAAGCGAGACUUGCAAAGCCGAAAACGCUGAGAUGGAUUAUCUGAACCAUUCCUCUUAUAGUGAUAGCACUCUCGACGAUCUACAGAGUGCAGUCCAGCCUAUAUCCUGCUUUGGUGCUUCUAUCGUUAGAGAACAAACUUCAACACCGUUUUCAGAAGUGAUUCCGAUGGCAGAAUCUAUGGCAAAUAAUCUCGUAGAGUACUUACAAGAAAUUGGUAAUAGGUUUCCACCUUCGGCUCGACCAGACCAUUUACCACAGCAGCCCGGAUCUCUAGAAAUUAACGCCCCCCUUGCCAGCGAAAAAUUGACGCAAAGAGGGACAAAGAGGCGAUUGCUGGAAAAAGACCUCUCGUCGUUAAUUUUAGUGCACACACGUGAAAACCGUGCGAGAUUUGAAUCAGUUCCAUAUUCUGUGUCGAAAAACGAUUGCUCGAAAGUAUCAUCUCCGCUAACGAACGUACGUCACAACGCCCGAGGCACACGUGUAUCUAACAAAUUUGUACCCGAUAGUAAAAAGCAUUUUAAGGUAGAUGCGUCGGGUCAAUUGCAAAAGAGGAAGCAAGCCGGUUUAAAGAAAAAACACUCUGCACUGCGAAUUGUGCAUACACGAUGCGGCCGAAUGUCAAGGCCACCACGGUCAACCAACAAUAAUUUGGGACAUGCCGACAUUAAUCCAGUAGACGAACCCAUGCCAACCCUAACGUUCGUGGACAAUGAUAACACGCAAGCACCAUCCCAUCGAGUUGAUAAACGUCAUAGCCCAAACAUUCCACUUGAGUUUAAAUGUGGCACUUGCCAGAAAACGUACUUGGGAGCCAGGAUGAAGACACACUUGAGUAAAUUUCCAACGCAUGUGGCGCUCAGUGAAAUGAUGGCGCCCAAAAACGUUUCACCACCCGAUCCGGAGCGGACUGUCCAACACAAUGAAUCACUGCCUAAAGCCACUAAGACGGCAGAGACACCCUCGCGGCUUUUCCAUCAUUUGAUGCAGUUUUUAGCAACAGUGCCGGAAUACAAUCGUUGCGAGUGGAUGAUCCAGGAACUAAGUGUUUUUGUAGCGCAACUUAGGGAACACAUCGCGUUGCUUAUCGCGGCGGACGAUAACGCAGAGAAUCUCGUAGACGCAUUCAUCGAUCAGAACGUGGCAGAUAUUUUACGCCUUAGUAGCGGAACAUAUCGCUUUCGUGUUGACAAUCUGAUCUCGGAUUUGCAAGGACCAGCACUGAGAAGUGAGGAGCCUUGGGCAACUCCGUGCUCCGACCUUCUCUGCAACUUCGAAACGCCAAGGAAUGGUGAAUUUGACCGCUCGCUCAGUUUCGUGGAGGAAUUUUUCGCCAUGUUGCCGAUAGAGGACAGAGCGGCUUUUCCAAACAUAUGUCCGCCUGACGAUACAUCAGAGGUUUAUCCCACAUCAAAUUUGUAUUAAAUUUCGAUUAAUACUUUCUUGUUUUUCAUACCGUUCACAUCGCUCAACAGAUUUUAUUACUUAAUUUUGCUCAAGUCCGUGCCUAUUGAUGAAUAUGUUUUUCAUAAUAGGAAGAGUACAAUUGGGCUGAUUGUUUUUUUUUGUGAAGUAAAGCAUGCGCG